CGUCAAGAUCAUACGAAUUUAGUAAUCGAGAAUAACUUCGAUUACAACGAUUAAAGCACAGAAAAAAUUGUGUACUAUUCGAAAAAAGGUCUUUAAAAUGUUAUCCACCUUAGUUAAGGAACACCAAGCCAAACAAACUGCUCGAAAGGAAGCGCAGGAGCAGAAAAGAAGAGAAGCUGUUGCUGCGGCAACCAAUUUGACAGAGGCUUUAGUUGACCACUUAAACGUAGGUGUUGCUCAAGCAUAUCUAAAUCAGAAGCGUUUGGAUGCUGAAGCAAAGCAGCUUCACCACAGUGCCACUAAUUUUGCUAAACAAACACAACAGUGGGUGAGCCUAGUAGAGAGCUUUAGUAGUGCUCUAAAGGAAAUAGGAGAUGCAGAAAAUUGGGCAAGAAGCAUUGAAACUGACAUGAGAACCAUUACAAGUGCUUUGGAAUAUACAUAUAAAGUCUCCCAGGAGUCCUCGUAGAAGACGGAAGUAUUCCACUACAUUCAAAAUUGUAAAUAAUUUGUCUAUGUGUAAUAGUUUGUGUCAUUACAUAUUACAUGUAUACUAAUAAAAACUGCAUUGUAAAUAUGA
Schistocerca piceifrons (Central American locust) is the source of this 580-nucleotide messenger RNA. RefSeq names its product biogenesis of lysosome-related organelles complex 1 subunit 1 (gene Blos1). Gene Ontology annotation, cellular component: BLOC-1 complex. The transcript has 4 exons. Gene Ontology annotation, biological process: endosomal transport. Lineage: Eukaryota; Metazoa; Arthropoda; Insecta; Orthoptera; Acrididae. The record is from RefSeq and is a predicted model, not a curated record. Bases 98 to 469 code for a protein of 123 amino acids.